Molecule: messenger RNA, 1195 nt
Organism: Sinocyclocheilus rhinocerous
Lineage: Eukaryota; Metazoa; Chordata; Actinopteri; Cypriniformes; Cyprinidae
Product: mitochondrial intermembrane space import and assembly protein 40
Exons: 3
Coding region: 130-582 (150 amino acids)
Biological process (GO): protein import into mitochondrial intermembrane space
Cellular component (GO): mitochondrial intermembrane space
Molecular function (GO): protein-disulfide reductase activity
Source: RefSeq, a predicted model, not a curated record
GACGUCACGUGGUUGUCGUAGCUGCUUCCAUGCUUGAGUUGAUGUAACAGGCGUGUGAAUUGAUAAUUGUGCCGGUGUUUGAGAUUCAUUGAUCGGAUAAACGGCGAUCAGACGGAUCUGUUAGCAGACAUGUCGUACUGCAAGCAGGAAGGUAAAGAUCGCAUCAUAUUUGUCACUAAGGAGGAUCAUGAAGCACCCAGUGAUGCUGAGCUCAUCGAAGAUGAUCCAAAUGAUCCGUAUGAGGAUCACGGUCUUAUUCUCCCUAAUGGUGAUAUAAACUGGAACUGCCCGUGUUUGGGCGGUAUGGCCAGUGGCCCUUGUGGACAACAGUUCAAAGACGCCUUUUCUUGUUUCCACUAUAGCAAAGAGGAGGUAAAGGGUUCAGAUUGUGUGGAAAACUUCCGGAGUAUGCAGGAAUGUAUGCAGAAAUACCCUGAGCUCUACCCUCAUGAAGAUGACAACGACAGCGCCCCCUCUGGCGGGGCAGAUAAUGCACCCACUGAAUCCACUUCUGCUGACUCUCUCCCUACAUCCUCUCCUGAUUCCACACCAGCAGCCACAGAAAACCCAGCAGCUAGCUAAUAUUAUUUUAGCUUCAUUCCCUCCGCACCUCACAGCAGAGACUGCUCCACUUUCGAGUAUGAAGAGAUAAUAUCUUAACUACUACACCACUGGAUCGAUGCUCUCUACCUGACUGCAUGAUGCACAGAGAUGCAGGAAGCCCUUAAACUUCAGGUUUUGUGAUUAAAAUAUCCAAUUGACAUUAACAUGCAUUUGAGGGACCUAUAAAAAUGAGUUUUGAGGAUCUAUAUGAGUGGCAGGUGAGUUUGCACUUGGCCUAUGAAACAUUAGCUGUCAUUUGAAACGUCAGGCUUUGUAUUUUUUGGUUAUUAUUUGCUCCACAGCCUAAGCUAAGCUUAUUUGAUUUGUGUACUACUAACAGCUAAGCAGUUUUGAGAUACUCAACUAACAAGUCCAUAAACAUUUCAUGUGCUCUUUUUGUUGUAGAACAUGAUUAAACAAUUUUAUAAUAAAGAAAUGUUCUGUUGCUGAUGUGUUCGAAUGCAUGUAGCCCCAGGCUGCAUACCAAGUAUAAACAUUAGGGGGUGUGAGAGAGUAAACUAGUAAGUAGCCUUACCUGUCAACUGAUGAUACAUACAUAAUUUGUUGGUGUUAACUAUUAUAAUGGUGAAAC